AUGGCGUCGGCCAUCUUCUUUCUCGACCUUAAGGGUAAGACCCUUCUGGCCCGCAACUACCGUGGCGACAUUCCUAUGUCCGCGGCGGAGAAGUUCCCGAUACUCUUGAGUGAAGCAGAAGAAGAGUCCUCCGCAGUGCCCCCAUGCUUUUCCCAUGAGGGAAUCAAUUACCUCUAUAUCAGACACAACAACCUUUAUCUGCUCGCCCUCACAAAACGGAACACCAAUGCCGCUGAGAUCCUGCUCUUCCUGCACAAGAUUGUCGAGGUCUUCACCGAGUACUUUAAGGUGCUCGAAGAGGAGUCUAUUCGCGACAACUUUGUCAUUAUUUAUGAGCUUUUGGACGAGAUGAUGGACUUUGGCUACCCGCAGACGACCGAGUCCAAGAUCCUGCAAGAAUAUAUCACCCAGGAGUCACACAAGUUGGAGAUUCAAGCCCGGCCCCCAAUCGCCGUUACCAACGCUGUCUCGUGGCGGUCGGAAGGUAUUCGCUACCGCAAGAACGAAGUCUUCCUGGAUGUCAUCGAGUCUCUCAAUCUGUUGGUUUCUGCCAACGGUAAUGUGCUGCGGUCCGAAAUUCUUGGCUGCAUCAAGAUGAAGUGCUACCUAUCAGGCAUGCCCGAGUUGCGCUUGGGGCUGAACGACAAGGUCAUGUUCGAGACCACUGGGAGGACCACCCGCGGCAAGGCCAUUGAGAUGGAGGAUGUAAAGUUCCACCAAUGCGUACGCCUUUCCCGCUUCGAAAACGAUCGCACCAUUAGCUUUAUCCCUCCCGAUGGCGAGUUUGAGCUCAUGUCGUAUCGCCUGAACACACAAGUUAAGCCACUCAUUUGGGUUGAGUGUGUGGUUGAGUCGCACAGCGGUUCGCGAAUUGAGUAUAUGCUCAAGGCUAGGGCACAGUUCAAGCGACGCAGCACGGCCAACAAUGUCGAGAUUAUCGUACCUGUCCCUGACGAUGCUGACAGCCCACGCUUCCGGACAAAUGUUGGCUCAGUCCACUACGCUCCAGAGCAAAGCGCCAUCAUCUGGAAGAUUAAACAAUUUGGCGGCGGGAAGGAAUUCUUGAUGCGUGCUGAACUUGGCCUGCCUAGCGUCCGUGGUGAUGACGAGCAUGGCGGUGGUAUGACGGGCGGUUUUGGCGGAAGCAUGGGUGGUAUUGGCGGUCCGGGGAAGGGAGCCAAGAGGCCUAUUCAGGUCAAAUUUGAAAUCCCCUAUUUUACUACAAGCGGUAUCCAAGUGCGAUACCUGAAGAUUACGGAGCCGAAGUCCGGUGACAUCGCCGUAAGGCUACCUGACGCCAUAUAA
Molecule: messenger RNA, 1305 nt
Organism: Thermochaetoides thermophila DSM 1495
Lineage: Eukaryota; Fungi; Ascomycota; Sordariomycetes; Sordariales; Chaetomiaceae
Product: AP-1 complex subunit mu-1-like protein
Exons: 3
Coding region: 1-1305 (434 amino acids)
Biological process (GO): intracellular protein transport; vesicle-mediated transport
Cellular component (GO): clathrin-coated vesicle; clathrin adaptor complex
Molecular function (GO): clathrin-cargo adaptor activity
Source: RefSeq, a predicted model, not a curated record